UGCGUGCCAGGAGCGGCGGAGGACCCCAAAGCCGCGAGCCGCUACAAGCUGGUGCACGUGGGCAGCGUGCGGAGCCUGGCGGACUCGCGCACGGCCGCGCAGGAGGGGCUGCAGGACCAGGACGUGCUGCUGCUGAUCCGCCGGCGCACCCCGCCGCCGCUUCCCAAGAUGACGGACGUGGCGUCCGAGGAGAAGCGGAAGGCGGAGCAGAAGGCCCCGGAUCGUGAUGCCAUCGUCCAGGCGACGGCGGGCGUGAGGGCGAGGAAUGCGUCACGCACCACCACCGCCCCCCCCAACAUCCGUGACUUCCACACGGACCUGCGCAAGAUCCUCGUGUCACUCAUCGACGUCGCGCAGAAGCUGCUCGCUCUGAACCCCGAAGCGGUCGACUUGUUCCGCACCGCCAACGCCAUGCUGGAUGAGGAUGUGGAGGCGGAGCGGCCGGCCGAGGUGGAGGGGGCGCUGACGCAGCUGCUGGAGAUGGGCUUCUCAGAGAGCCGUGCCAGCGUGGCGCUGCACACCAACGACAUGUCGGUGACGCGCGCGAUGGAGUGGCUCAUUGAGCACGAGCACGACCCCCCGGCGGCCUCCCCGGCGGCCUCCCCGGCGGCCUCCCCGGCGGCGGCGGCGGCGGCGGCGGCGGCCCCUCGGUCACCGAGGGGCGGGGCAAGCGGGGCCCAGGGAGAGGUCGCGACCCCGGACGACCUCACGGAGGUGUUCCGCCGGAUCCGGCGCCGGCGCGAGUUCCGGCCGGACCCGAUGGCGCUGGCUGCGCUGCUGGAGAUGGGCUUUGAGGAGAAGGACAUCGUGGAGGCGCUGCGAGUCAACGGCAACAACCAGGAGGCCGCUUGCGAGUGGCUGCUGGGGGAGCGUGCUGGCGCGUCCUCCGAGGGCGGCGAGGGAGGCCUGUCCCCCGGCAGCCCGCUGCUUCAGGCCAUCCUGGAGAACCCCGUGGUGCAGCUGGGACUCACCAAGCCCAAGAUCCUGCUCGCGUUCGAGGACAUGCUCGAGAACCCGGUUAACAGCGCCCAGUGGAUGAACGACCCGGAGACCGGACCUGUCAUGCUGCAGAUCUCGCGCAUCUUUCAGACCCUCAACCGGAUGUGACCCUGCCGCUCGCACCUAGCCACGCUCCACCCACCACUGCUGGCAGCGGGCCCGCGCACAGGGGCAGCUGCCGCUAGGGGUGCCCCUAGGCGAGACCACACAGCGGCAGUCACCCCCUACGAGUGGCAGCGGGCCCGCGCACAGGGACAGCUGCCGCUAGGGGUGCCCCUAGGCUAGAACACGCAGUGGCAAUUAUCCCUAUGACUGGCAGCGGACUCGCGCACAGGGACAGCUGCCGCUAGGGGUGCCCCUAGGCUAGAACACGCAGUGGCAAUUAUCCCUAUGACUGGCAGCGGACUCGCGCACAGGGACAGCUGCCACUAGGGGUGCCCCUAGGCUAGACCACACAGCGGCAGUCAUCCCCUACCACUGACAGCAGACUCACACACAGGGACAGCUGCCACUAGGGGUGCCCCUAGGCUAGACCACACAGCGGCAAUCAUCCCCUACCACUGACAGCGGACUCGCACACAGGGACAGCUGCCACUAGGGGUGCCCCUAGGCUAGACCACACAGCGGCAAUCAUCCCCUACCACUGACAGCGGACUCACACACAGAGACAGCUGCCACUAGGGGUGCCCCUAGGCUAGACCACACAGCGGAAAUCAUCCCUUACCACUGACAGCGGACUCACACACAGAGACAGCUGCCACUAGGGGUGCCCCUAGGCUAGACCACACAGCGGCAAUUAUCCCUAUGACUGGCAGCGGACUCGCGCACAGGGACAGCUGCCACUAGGGGUGCCCCUAGGCUAGACCACACAGCGGCAGUCAUCCCCUACUACUGACAGCGGACUCGCGCACAGGGACAGCUGCCGCUAGGGGUGCCCCUAGGCUAGAACACACAGCAGCAAUUAUCCCUAUGAUUGGCAGCGGACUCACACACAGGGACAGCUGCCGCUAGGGGUGCCCCUAGGCUAGACCACACAGCAGCAAUCAUCCCCUACCACUGACAGCGGACUCAAGCACAGGGACAGCUGCCACUAGGGGUGCCCCUAGGCUAGACCACACAGCGGCAAUCAUCCCCUACCACUGACAGCAGACUCACGCACAGGGACAGCUGCCACUAGGGGUGCCCCUAGGCUAGACCACACAGCAGCAAUCAUCCCCUACCACUGUCAGCGGACUCACACACAGGGACAGCUGCCACUAGGGGUGCCCCUAGGCUAGACCACACAGCGGCAAUCAUCCCCUACCACUGACAGCGGACUCACACACAGAGACAGCUGCCACUAGGGGUGCCCCUAGGCUAGACCACACAGCGGAAAUCAUCCCUUACCACUGACAGCGGACUCACACACAGAGACAGCUGCCACUAGGGGUGCCCCUAGGCUAGACCACACAGCGGCAAUUAUCCCUAUGACUGGCAGCGGACUCGCGCACAGGGACAGCUGCCACUAGGGGUGCCCCUAGGCUAGACCACACAGCGGCAGUCAUCCCCUACUACUGACAGCGGACUCGCGCACAGGGACAGCUGCCGCUAGGGGUGCCCCUAGGCUAGAACACACAGCAGCAAUUAUCCCUAUGAUUGGCAGCGGACUCACACACAGGGACAGCUGCCGCUAGGGGUGCCCCUAGGCUAGACCACACAGCAGCAAUCAUCCCCUACGAGUGGCAGCGGACUCGCGCACAGGGACAGCUGCCACUAGGGGUGCCCCUAGGCUAGACCACACAGCGGCAAUCAUCCCCUACCACUGUCAGCGGACUCAAGCACAGGGACAGCUGCCACUAGGGGUGCCCCUAGGCUAGACCACACAGCGGCAAUCAUCCCCUACCACUGACAGCAGACUCACGCACAGGGACAGCUGCCACUAGGGGUGCCCCUAGGCUAGACCACACAGCAGCAAUCAUCCCCUACCACUGACAGCGGACUCGCGCACAGGGACAGCUGCCACUAGGGGUGCCCCUAGGCUAGACCACACAGCAGCAAUCAUCCCCUACCACUGACAGCGGACUCGCACACAGGGACAGCUGCCACUAGGGGUGCCCCUAGGCUAGACCACACAGCGGCAAUCAUCCCCUACGACUGACAGCGGACUCGCACACAGGGACAGCUGCCACUAGGGGUGCCCCUAGACUAGACCACACAGCAGCAAUCAUCCCCUACCACUGACAGCGGACUCACACACAGAGACAGCUGCCACUAGGGGUACCCCUAGGCUAGACCACACAGCAGCAAUCAUCCCCUUCCACUGACAGCGGGCUCGCACACAGGGACAGCUGCCACUAGGGGUGCCCCUAGGCUAGACCACACAGCAGCAAUCAUCCCCUACGACUGACAGCGGACUCACGCACAGGGACAGCUGCCACUAGGGGUGCCCCUAGGCUAGACCACACAGCAGCAAUUAUCCCUAUGACUGACAGCGGACUCACACAGGGACAGCUGCCGCUAGGGGUGCCCCUAGGCUAGACCACACAGCGGCAAUUAUCCCCUACGACUGUCAGCAGACUCACACACAGGGACAGCUGCCGCUAGGGGUGCCCCUAGGCUAGACCACACAGCGGCAAUUAUCCCCUACGACUGACAGCGGACUCACACACAGGGACAGCUGCCGCUAGGGGUGCCCCUAGGCUAGACCACACAGCGGCAAUCAUCCCCUACCACUGUCAGCAGACUCGCACACAGGGACAGCUGCCGCUAGGGGUGCCCCUAGGCUAGACCACACAGCGGCAAUCAUCCCCUACCACUGACAGCGGACUCACACACAGGGACAGCUGCCACUAGGGGUGCCCCUAGGCUAGACCACACAGCAGCAAUCAUCCCCUACCACUGACAGCGAACUCACGCGGUGACACAAAACCAACGUGAACUCGCUCGCCCUGCACACCGACCCCCCGCUCCACCCCCGCCGCAUAUAUAUAUUUCCGCUUAAGCUAAACUAAAAACUAUUGACGGUGUUUAUUUCACCGAGGGAAGGUGCCCCCACUGAA
Petromyzon marinus (sea lamprey) is the source of this 4037-nucleotide messenger RNA. Lineage: Eukaryota; Metazoa; Chordata; Hyperoartia; Petromyzontiformes; Petromyzontidae. The record is from RefSeq and is a predicted model, not a curated record.